Molecule: messenger RNA, 4371 nt
Organism: Salmo salar (Atlantic salmon)
Lineage: Eukaryota; Metazoa; Chordata; Actinopteri; Salmoniformes; Salmonidae
Product: calcium/calmodulin-dependent protein kinase type II delta chain
Biological process (GO): protein phosphorylation
Molecular function (GO): ATP binding; calmodulin binding; calcium/calmodulin-dependent protein kinase activity
Source: RefSeq, a predicted model, not a curated record
AAAGUCUCGCACCCUAAGUGAAGUGUCAGUAGGCAGGCACAGAGAACAGCAGGUCUCGACGUCCCUGACAACCCCUAAACUCCCGUGCCAAUAACGAUUAUUUUGAUUCGGAAACGGAGCUGGAAGAGUAAAUGUAUUUGCAUUUUAAAGCUUGUUUUGUGAAUUUGGUUUAUCGUUUGAGCUAGAAUAUUGUCAAUUUGAAACACAGCAGAGAAACUCGAGAGUCGCUUUUGAGGUUUACAGUCCCAACCUACAAGAGACAGUCUUCCCUAUCCUUUAACAUGGCUUCGACAACCUGUACUAGAUUUACCGACGAGUAUAAUCUCUACGAAGAGCUGGGAAAGGGAGCUUUCUCCAUAGUGAAAAGAUGCAUGAGGAUCUCCAGCGGACAGGAGUAUGCUGCCAAAAUCAUCAACACAAAGAAGCUAUCUGCUCGGGAUCACCAGAAGCUGGAGCGAGAGGCCAGGAUUUGUCGCCUGCUCAAGCACCCCAAUAUCGUGAGGCUCCAUGACAGCAUAUCAGAGGAGGGAUUCCACUAUCUGGUCUUUGACUUGGUGACUGGUGGGGAGCUGUUUGAGGACAUCGUUGCCAGAGAGUACUACAGCGAAGCAGACGCCAGCCAAUGCAUACAGCAGAUUCUAGAAAGUGUAAAUCAUUGUCACCAAAGUGGUAUAGUUCACAGGGACAUGAAGCCUGAAAAUCUGCUCCUAGCCAGUAAGCUGAAGGGAGCAGCGGUAAAGUUGGCAGACUUUGGUCUGGCCAUCGAGGUGCAGGGAGACCAGCAGGCAUGGUUCGGUUUUGCGGGAACCCCUGGCUACCUGUCCCCAGAGGUCCUGAGGAAAGACCCCUAUGGGAAACCUGUGGAUAUGUGGGCCUGUGGUGUGAUUCUCUACAUUCUCCUGGUGGGCUACCCUCCCUUCUGGGACGAGGACCAGCACAGACUGUACCAGCAGAUCAAGGCCGGGGCCUACGAUUUUCCGUCCCCUGAGUGGGACACAGUGACCCCCGAGGCCAAAGACCUGAUUAACAAGAUGUUGACCAUCAACCCUGUCAAGAGGGUCACCGCCACAGACGCACUCAAACACCCCUGGAUCUGUCAACGUUCCACUGUGGCGUCCAUGAUGCACAGACAGGAGACGGUGGAGUGCCUGAGGAAGUUCAACGCCAGGAGGAAGCUCAAGGGUGCUAUCCUCACCACCAUGCUGGCCACACGCAACUUCUCAGCAGCCAAGAGCCUGCUCAACAAGAAAGCUGACGGCGUCAAGAUCAACAACAAGACCAAUGUAGUCACCAGCCCCAAAGAGCCCCCCACUCUGGAGCCUCAAACCACUGUCAUCCACAACCCAACUGAUGGAAACAAAGUAGAGUCCAGUGAGAGUGCAAACACCACCAUGGAGGAUGAGGACGUGAAAGCUCGUAAGCAGGAGAUCAUCAAAGUGACUGAGCAGCUGAUUGAGGCCAUCAACAAUGGAGACUUUGAAGCCUACACGAAGAUCUGUGAUCCCGGGCUUACAUCCUUUGAGCCAGAGGCUUUGGGAAACCUAGUGGAGGGAACCGACUUCCACAGAUUCUACUUUGAGAACGCUCUGUCCAGGGGCAAGCAAGGGCCCGUCCACACCAUCCUGCUCAACCCCCACGUGCACCUGAUCGGCGACGAUGCGGCGUGCAUCGCUUACAUUCGCCUCACCCAGUACAUGGACGCCAGCGGCAUGCCACGCACCAUGCAGUCGGAGGAGACCCGCAUCUGGCACCGCCGUGACGCCAAGUGGCAGAACAUCCACUUCCACCGCUCCGGCUCACCCACUGUGCCGGCCAAAUAAGUUGACUAGAGUUGAGGACCCCCUAGUCUACAGCUGUCAGCUGACCUACGGAAUCCACCUACUAAGUGUGUGACAUCCUCGCCCAAUCCCAUCCCAACGCUACAACUCCGCCCUCUGAGUGUUGUUUACAUAUCGUCGCUGCUGGACUGAAGAUUCUUCUUGUAAAAUAUAAAAAGGAAACAACAAUCUUGAUGAUAUCAUUUUAUAGAGAAAAUGAUGGUGUUUUAGCGCAUUGUUCCAUUCUUCUCAGUCUUCUGUCUCAUCGCAGGACAUUUGACUGAAACAUAUAUAUUUUUUACAAUAAUUUCCUAAUUUUAAACAUGUUUUCAGUUUGAAUGCCAUAGGAAAAUCGAUACAGUACAUGCCAGAGUUGUUGACGAUAUGUGAAGUUUGCAAAUUUGUGGGUUUAUGAGAUAUAUCAGAGAGAUUUUCAAUCUUAAAUAAUAUACAGUAGUACAGUGUCGUCCAUAAUUAUUCGGACAGUGAAGCAUUUUUUUCUUCUUUUGGCUUCUUUUGAAAUCGUGGCUGAAGUUUAUAGUGCAGACUGACAGCUUUAAUUUGAAGUUAUUUUCAUCCAUAUUGGGUGAACCAUUUAGAAAUUACAGCACUUUUUGUACAUAGUAGUCCUCCCCAUUUUAGGGGACCAAAAGUAUUGAGGCGAAUUCACUUAAAUGUGUAUUAAAGUAGUAAAAAGUAUGUGGUCUCAUAUUCAUAGCACGCAAUGACUACAUCAAGUUUGUGACUCUACACAUUUGUUGGAUGCAUUUUCUGUUUGUUUUGGUUGUUUCAGAUUAUUUUGUGCCCAAUAGAAAUGAAUAGUAAAUAAUGUAUUGUGCCAUUUUGGAGGCACUUUUAUAUGGAUAAUCCUGAAUGAAUCGUGAGUGAGAAAGUUAGAUGCACAAAUAUCAUACCAACACAUGCUAACCUCUCACCAUUACAAUAACAGGGGAGGUUAGUAUUUUCGAGGGGGGGGUAUGAUAUUGUGUGUCUAAUGUCCUUACUCAUAAUUAUUAGCGAUUCAUACGGGAUUAUUCAUAAUCAUAGUAGUCUCCACAUGAAUGCAGAAGUGUUUAGAAACAUUCCAAAAUGACACAAUACAUUAUUUACCAUUUAAUUUCUGUUAAAAAUAAAAUAUAUAAAAUAAUCUGAAACGCAACCAAAACAAACAGCAAAUGCAUCCAACAAAUUUGUAGUGUUACAAGCUGGGACCAAAUACUUUUUACUACUUUAAUACACAUUAAGUGAAUUUGUCCCAAUACUUUUGCUCCCCUAAAAUGGGGGGGACUAUGUACAAAAAGUGCUGUAAUUUAUAAACGCUUUAGCCGAUAUGGAUGAAAAUACCCUCAAAUUAAAGAUGACAGUCUGCACUUGAAGGUCACUGUUCAAUUUCAAAUCCAAACGUUUGGAGUAUAGAGCCAAAAGAAGAAAAAAAUGCUUCACCGUCCCAGUAAUCACAGAGGGCACUCUAUAUGGCUUGGUUUUCCAAUAUUAUCAGGGUCGGGGAUAUGCGGUGAACUGACAAACUCAUGAGUGCAUUUAUAUAAUCUCAGUAUUGCACAUCGGUCCCAAUGACAAAAGUGAUAUCAGUUUAGCCUUAAAGGACAGAGACCAACAUAUCGCAGUUUGUCAACCCUCUUUUAAAUGUCAGUUUUUUUGUGCAGAAAUGGCUAUAAAAAUCUAUUAGAACAUAAGUGAACGACAAACAUGAGCUUGCUUUUUGUGGUGAUGUAUAGACUCGUGAUUGAGUGAAUUGCUACAGCUUCGCUUAAACUCUGGAGUAUUAAACUGUUUAAACAUUAGCUUAGUUUACAAUCUGUUGACAAUUCAAGUUUACUUGUUCUCAAUUGGCUCAAUAUUAAAUAUGAUUACUGGGAAUUUCAAAUGACAAUUUAUGUUAAGGGAAAAAUGGUACCUAUGUUUUGCUAUGCGUUUGGCUAUACACCAUUACGUGAGAACUGUGAAGUCUCAAUGAUGGAAUGUAAACUAUACUGUAGAUAUAAUAUCCACGUAUAUUACUCAAGGCCAUUGUAUGACAUGGAACACUGUUUAAGUCAAAUGAUAUUUUCAUAAUGAUGAUAAUAAUUAUGUGAAUUUUAUUGGUUAUUUUUUUCUCUUAAUUUUAUAUUGUUGAAUUGAUAGGUUGUCCCUUCUUGGAUUAUUGUUGAUCAUUUCUUCCAGUCCUCGCAUAUCGGUGGAACUAUUGACCCCCCCCCGGAAGAAAAUAAAGAGCCUUUUACUUUCCCCUUUUACCACUGAUGUGUCCCUGUCUGUUAAUUACUCUAUUUGACAAGUAGCAACACACAUUAAUGUUUUAUACUGAGAAGUGAGACUGUUCUCAAGUAUGGAAUCACAUUGUUCUGGUCAGUUUUUCCUAGUUGUUAGAGAUUUAUUAAAUGGGUGUGUUUAGGUUUGUUUGUUUUGCCAAUGGAUAUGUAAGGGAAUUACUUGUUAAUUAAGUUGAACUGCACUAUGGGACACUGUGUAUAUUGUUGCCAUGAGGGGAAAGGACUGAUGUUUAAGAAAUAAGUAAUAAAAUGUGAUUUUCUCCAAA